Physcomitrium patens is the source of this 1765-nucleotide messenger RNA. Lineage: Eukaryota; Viridiplantae; Streptophyta; Bryopsida; Funariales; Funariaceae. The record is from RefSeq and is a predicted model, not a curated record.
UGUGUGUGUUUAUUUAUAGUUUUCUUUUUACUUCAUGUUGCAAGUGCAGUUCUGGAGGUGUUUGUCUUUGUUGUCUGCUGUCCUGCUGCUGUUGCCACGAGGAGCUCGGUUAGCUCGGGAGAUGUUUCACUGGCUUGCCACCCAGAGACUGAUCUCGAACGUCGUGAGUUGGUGAUAGUUUUUCAGAUUCUGUGGGGGAGGUGAAUCGUUUCUGGGGGUUUUGAAGGGUAGGAAACGGUCGAGCGUAAGCGGCUCAUGACGGAGUAUGGUUCUAGGUGGAGGCAAUCUGGCCAAUAGCUUCAUUCAAUUGCCAGGUUGUAUUGAGGAAUGAGAAAUCUGCCCCCCCAAGAUUGGAGAACUUUGUAAAUAGCGUAGUUGCGAUUUCCGGGACUCUCUGAGAUUGGACUUGCGAAUUGGGCUGUGUUUGUAGGAGGCGUAAUUGGCACCGCGAACCAUGGGUCACGUCGACUUCAAAGUCAUUCUCGGAGUCUUGGGAAACAUCACUGCGAUCUGCUUGUUCGCCUCGCCCAUUCCCACCUUCAUCAACAUAGUCAAGAAGAAGUCCGUGGGAGAUUAUUCUGGUAUCCCCUACGUGUGCACCCUCCUCAAUUGCCUGCUAUGGGUUGUGUAUGGGCUUCCAGUGGUGGAAUAUCAAGUAUUGGUGGUCACCAUCAACGCAGCUGGAUGUAUUAUUGAGUUGAUUUAUCUUGCGUUAUAUUUGAAGAAUGCACACAAGAGCAUCAGGAUGAAGGUGAUGAAGGUUUUGCUAGCUGUUCUGAUCUUGUUCACUUUGGUGACGGUGAUCGUGUUAGAACUCAUCCAUGACAAGAAGAAGCGCAAGCUUGUUAUUGGGACUCUCUGUGCCGUGUUCGCCGUGGGAAUGUAUGUUUCUCCCCUCACAGUCAUGAGGAUGGUUAUUCGAACUCGAAGUGUCGAGUACAUGCCUUUCUUACUCUCCCUGUUCAACUUCAUCAAUGGACUUGUUUGGUUCGGCUAUGCAUUCAUCGGUGGCCUGGACAUCUUCAUUGCUAUACCCAAUGGACUCGGCGCUCUGUCUGGAGUUGCACAAUUGUCACUCUACGCCUUCUACAGAAACGCCACCCCGGUGGUCCGUGACCGCGACGACGUCGAGAAAGCGAAGCAUAUGAAACCAAACACAGACUCUGUGUAUGUGCAAAUGGGACAGAAUGGGCAUCCUCCUCAAUCAGAAGCUAACGGAGCUCAUUGAGACCCACAAGUGCACGAAGAAAGACACCAAAGCUCGGGACCGUUUUUCCACCGAAUUAUACAUUGUAAAAAAUGGGUGGUCUAGAACACAAAUAUGUCAUAUGGAAUCAGUAGAAUAUGCCAUCUGUUUGAGGAAGCUGUGCAUCGUGGUCACGCAGAUCGUAAGAGAAGGGGGAAAAGGAUCAGCCGGGGAAACAAAACGUUUUUGUGUUGGUAUCACGUGUUGUCUUCGAAGUCAUUUUGCUGCCGUGACACCGAAGUAUGUCUUCUAUGUCUUCUGCAUUGCCGACGUGCAUACCUGUCGGUAAAUAAACAAACAACAAAAAAACUACUAAAAAUACUAGCACUUCACUCUUGAAACUCUGCAACAAUGAGAGAUUAGGUGUAUGAAAUACAUCUGAGUGUAUAUAUCUAUAUAUGCACACAUAUAUAUGUGUGUGUGUGUUAGAGAUGUGGUGAAUACUAGCAAGCAUAGCACUGUUCUGAAUCGCCAGUUGAAUGUUAAAACUUCAAUGGAAGGUUUUCUCAAGUUCGUUCA